Messenger RNA from Amoebophrya sp. A120, 3159 nucleotides. The record is from the annotation of a GenBank genome assembly. Lineage: Eukaryota; Dinophyceae; Syndiniales; Amoebophryaceae.
GCUCAAGAAGUUCACUUUUCUUUCCAUCAUUUUUUCUUCCGCAGCAGCUAGAUCUCUUCCUAGAAGAACCGCUAUUGAUUUUUAUACUUUCGAGUAUAUUAGGACAACGAUAACUUCUUGUAAGGUUUUUAGGGUUUUUCCUUAGGACUGUUUUGUUGCAGACAACAAGCCAAUCACACGGCAAUCGAUUUAACCUUCGGUUUAAUCACCCCCAAAAACUCCUUCAAAAUGGGCAUGGCACGAUCAAAGAGCGGAAAGAAGGGCAGCAAGGGUAAGAAGAUUUUGUGGUUGAUAGAUUUUUAUGUUUCUCCAUGACAGCACCGAACUGCCAUCCAGCAGCCUGUGCGCAUUGCUGACUGCAUGCCGCGGACGAGUGGCGAGUUCUUUUUUUAAAACCAGCACCAAAUAUCUUCGAUGCAGCUUUCGUAAUGAACAAUCCAGGCGUCGUCAGGAAAGACCAGAAGAAGGGUGCUGGCAAGGGCGGAAAGAAGACGACCAAGGGAGCUGGCAAGGGCGGCAAGUCCGCAAUGAAGAAAGGUAUUUUCGCUUGCUGUUCUGGUUUCAUCUUAAUCUACUAACUCGAGACAUUUAGUCAACAACUUGCAGCGCGCUGUGCGACGUCUGCGAUUCGAUUGUAUAGCGAAAAUAAGUACUACACGUUCGCAACUUCUACGGUUAUGUAGCCACUGUACCACGAAUUCAACACGACCUUUUUCAAAACCACCGCUACAGGUAAGGGAAAGGGCAAGAAGGGCAAGGGUAAGGGCAAGAACGGGAAGCCGGCCACCGGCGAGGACUUGGACAAGCAGUUGGCCGAGUACAUGGGCGAAGACGUGCUCAAGGAGCGCAUGGACGAUGAACUCGACAACUACAUGAAGCCCGAGGCGUAAGCGAAGCGGACAUAAUUAACGACGAAGAAGAAAAAACCGAUAACACGACGAAGUACACGAUAAUCUUCGAUAGUGAACUAGUCUUUGAUCAUCGAAUGUAGUCCAGCGUCAACCUUCACCGCACAUGCCCUUGUUCCUUCGUUUUCACCACUUUCUCCUCUUGUACAACACGACGCGACCACUUGCACCAGCACAGACCGCAUGCAGCAGCAAUUUUUUGACAUUUCACCUGUAAGCAACAAACCAGCAGCUUUUAACAGUUUUAUCCAACAGUUUGACUCAACAUCCAACAGCAGUUUUUAAGCGUAAAGAAGUAAUCCAAAAACCAAGAUCGGAGAACGAUUCUACUGCAACGCAAUCACGAGCACUGCUUGUUUUCGAAGAAGGAACCUUCCCUCGUCCCCCUCGAAGUGGAAGGUCGAAGGAUGUUGGACCAGCAGCAACCAGCGAUCUUUGCGAACAAGAACCGCCUUCGACUCACUGUUGUGCUGUCGUUUAGUACAACGAGGAAAGCUGGACAUGCCGUCGUAAAAUGAACCAGAACAUCUUCACUUCUCCAUCCUCUGCCUCCGGAAAAAUUUUCGAACAACAACCUGCGGAGUUGUCCAGAUUGACUUUAAUGCGCCACCGGACAGCACUUCUGUGACCACAUGUGGAUGUGAACAAAGCAGCGCCUGCUCCUCUGUAGUUCUGUGUUGAGUUUUGUACUCAAGAACGAGCUACCACUGCUAGAACGACACAGAGAUUUACCUCUCGGUUGAAGAAGAGGAAGUGAAGAAAGAGCACGGUCGUGUCCUGCAGCUUCGCUUCGCGGGGAUUACCGAAGGCCCGACUUCUUCGCAUUUUCCACAAUGCGAAACCAAAUUUGUACGAGAUCGAGAAUAUAAAACCACCCCCAGAUGAAGAUGAAAGUGAACCCGCGCAGUUCCACUGGCUGCGUGCAGCUUUCUCGUGCACUCCUUUGCGAUGCGGAGCGCAAAUGGGGAAUAAGUGCAAACAGCAGUUUGCUGCACUACUACUAGGUUCUUCUUGUUCGACCUACUGCCACCCCGCAAUUCGUCAGGACGACGCACCUCUCUACUGCGGAAGCAACUUUAUUCUCAUGCAUAGUGGCGCCCAAGGAUCGAUCUGUCGCCGCGCACUGCAAAAGAGGCCUUGAAAGCCGGCGUUCGCGAGUGCGUAGUGGAGGCUGCAGCCGUACGCGGGCUCGCAAGGAUCAUGCGGCGCAGUUGCUACUGGUUUCUCGUCCCUCUCGCGCCGGGUUACGAUUUCUACGUGCUGCCUCGCUGUUAGGUCUCCGCUGUCAUGUGAUGAACAGGCCGACGGAUUCUACACACGCGAUAAGGUGGCUCCAGAAAUGGUAUGGCGCCGGAUUUAUUUCAGGGCGCAGCGCAUAGCGCUGAAAAUAAUUAUUUCCGUACUUAUGUAUAGAAUGAGAAUCGUAGGAAGAAAAAAAAGCAGUUCAACAAAAGGCAAGGCAUAAGCUGAUCGCUACUUUUUCAAAAUCGUUUACCUUCAGAUAGAGAAGUUACUUUAGUUGGCAUGCUUAGAGGGGAGAAAGAGAUAAGAAGUAUCUUCUGAUUUUUAAAAACAGCGUUUCUUCGUUCUUGUGUGUUUCGUGAUGUUAGUAUGACCUCCGGUUAUUUUGUACUUCGAUUUGUUUCAGUUUCAAAUUCAUUCAGACAGUAAUAGCGCAAUCGGUUCUUUUUUCAACAACAUGAGUUUCACUUUGAGCGAGCGUAAUCACAAAGGAGUGUACUACAGUUUUUUUGCGUACUAGAAAGGUCACUGUACGAAGGAUCUAUUAUCAUCCUAGUUUCACCCGGCACGUAUGAGUUCUUAGGCUUUUCGGGCGGCGAAGGAAGUGCGGACGUGUUUCCUGAAUCGGGCAAGAGCAACCUGUCCUUGACGCGUCGAAUUUUUCUCGUCGCAAUGAAGACAAAAGAAGCGGAGCAGCUGCAGAAAAUCAUAUGGAGAUUCAAGAGCGGGUCGUCGGCGAAAGCGGGUGACGCAGACCAGUUUGUUGGGACCGAGUGCGGAUGGAAGAUUUUUGCAGGGGAGCAGCGGCACGCCAAACACGAAAUUCGGAGUAGAACAUUGGACGCGAAGACGAAUCGGAGAAGAAGAAAACUAAUUUUGAUAGGUUGAUGAAAAAGAAAAUGAAACGCGAGUUGUCGAUAAUCAGGAACAAACAAAUUUCGAAUUACGCUUGUCCCUUAUUCUGUUUCGCCACGUACAAGAAAACGUCGCAACAAAAAGUCGAACAUAU